UGCCAUUUCACACUAGGGAAGAUACCUUAGAGGAGUUCUUGCUUCAACAGUGAUUGAACGGAACCUCUGUCUUCGUCCCUCUUGCUAUUUCAACCAGUCUACAUUCCGGACGCGAAAAAACUCGUCUCUAUUUGAACACUACUGAGGAAGUCGACGCAUAGCUCUAUUUUUGUACCGUUUUGUUAAGAAAAACCUCAAGAAAACGCCAGCCAAAAUGGACUCCCAAGUGCGUCAGAACUACCACCGCGACUGCGAGGCUGCCAUCAACCGGAUGGUCAACAUGGAGCUGUUUGCCUCCUACACCUACACUUCUAUGGCCUUCUACUUCUCCCGAGAUGAUGUGGCCCUUCCAGGCUUCUCCCAUUUCUUCAAGGAGAACAGCGAUGAGGAGAGGGAGCAUGCUGAGAAGCUGCUGUCUUUCCAAAACAAGAGAGGAGGACGCAUCUUCUUCCAAGAUAUCAAGAAACCAGAGCGUGAUGAGUGGGGGAGCGGGCUUGAGGCCAUGCAGUGCGCCCUGAAGCUGGAGAAGAACGUCAACCAGGCUCUGCUGGACCUGCACAAACUGGCCUCAGAGCAUGUCGACCCUCAUCUGUGUGACUUCCUGGAAAGCCACUACCUGAAUGAGCAGGUGGAGGCCAUCAAGAAGCUGGGUGACUACAUCACCAACCUCAGCCGCAUGGAUGCCCAAAACAACAAGAUGGCAGAGUACCUGUUCGACAAGCACACCCUGGGGGACAAGAGCUAAACACACAGGCUCAGCAUUUUGAAGCCUGGAGUCAAAAUCUUAAUGACACACAGGCCUUAAACUAAACACACAUUUCUGCUCCAGCUGUUCAAUCACUGAUGUAAUCUGCUUUAACCUUAAAGUCAGGAUAAGUUCUUGUAUGUUCUGGUGGUGUCACCGUUCUUUUUAAAUGUCAUAUGGAAUAAUGGAUGCCUGCUUUUUGUGUGACAUUUUUAAUGACAAUUGUGACUAAAUGUUUCUGAUGUGUUUCUAAUCUCAAUAAACCUUUUGCGCUGGA
Messenger RNA from Thunnus maccoyii (southern bluefin tuna), 1022 nucleotides. Its product is annotated as ferritin, liver middle subunit. Gene Ontology annotation, biological process: iron ion transport; intracellular iron ion homeostasis. Bases 215 to 745 code for a protein of 176 amino acids. Gene Ontology annotation, cellular component: cytoplasm. The record is from RefSeq and is a predicted model, not a curated record. Lineage: Eukaryota; Metazoa; Chordata; Actinopteri; Scombriformes; Scombridae. Gene Ontology annotation, molecular function: ferrous iron binding; ferric iron binding. The transcript has 4 exons.